AUGACAACUAUUGGAGUCAAGCAUGUCGAAAAGGGUAGAAUUUACCCUAAAGAAAUUCCUAGUUAUUCUUACCAAUAUCCUUCAUUCCGAAGAGUUCAGUUAGCUGCAGUGAAAGAUGGUCUGUAUCAUCCUAAUUUACCAACGUUCAGAAGAAUGGAUAUGGACACUGCAGGGAACAAAUUACCCGAUGAACAUUGUCGUACAACCACAUCUUGUGGUCCAGACGAUUUCUCAAGAGCUACAACGACCAUAUUUGCUCCACCACCGAAACGUCUGUCAAGCAUAAAUAUUACAGAAACUGGUCGCCAAAUGCACAGAUAUUAUACAACCCCAGAAGAGCUGAAAUAUUUGAAAUGGCACACAGGUAAUAACUCUUUCUGUUUUGUUUCAGAUUUACAUUUUUCUGGUUAUAAUGUUCGCUAUUCUCGUCCAGAUAUUUCUAAAUCAUGGCGUUAUAGCUUACGUCAAGAACCAAUGAUAGAUCAGUAUGGACAGAAACCAAUGCCUGCCAAUGUCUUUGCUAGAUACCGGGACACACAUCCACAGUAUAACAGAAAUAUAUCAACUGAAGCCUGGCGAUAA
Lottia gigantea (owl limpet) is the source of this 582-nucleotide messenger RNA. RefSeq lists its product as hypothetical. Bases 1 to 582 code for a protein of 193 amino acids. The transcript has 6 exons. The record is from RefSeq and is a predicted model, not a curated record. NCBI's taxonomy places the organism in Eukaryota, Metazoa, Mollusca, Gastropoda, Lottiidae.